GAUAUCUGAGUACUAGGGAGACGGCCCCCGUGGACACUCAGUUGUGGGAGCGCUGGGACCUGGGAGCGCCGGUUCUUCUCCGGCCAGUGGAGAGCUGGGAUCACCGUUUAGCUCGUGACCCUCGGGAAAUACUGGCGCCCUUCUCCAGGGACGGAUCCUAAGGCUUUUCUGGAGGCUCCCUGCUGAGGUUCUGACCCACAUCUAGAAGGUUCUGAUGUUCUCUGACUGAUCUUCACCUGCAGCAGCGUCCGGCUUGGGGCAUUUUUUUUUGGAUUUAGGCUACUGUAUAUGAAUAUAUAUACACACACACGGGUUGUUUCGGACCAUGAUGGACAGGAAGGGGUCCGACAUGAGCCCAGCAGGGGGCAGAGGGUCCAGGAGGUCCCGGUUCCAUGACGGGGGGGUCCAGGGGGAUUCAGGUAUCUUACCUAUCGGCAAGAUCACCAGGCGGACCUCCGCGAAGCCCCCGUACCUCCAGCAAGCAGGCGUGGCGCACGCACGCCGCCUUGGUUUGCUAUCGGACCGUAGUGCGCCGCCUCAUGUUCCUGGUCCUCUUUUGAGCCCCCUGAUUGGUGGGCUCCCUGGGAGCUCUCUGCUGAUUGGGCAGCAGGCAGCUUGUCUUCAGUUGGCGCGGAUUAAAACCCAGCUAGCUCUGUCUCAAAUCAGCAGUGCUAUUGCUGCCGGGCAUCAAGCCGUUGCCUCGAGGACCGUCUCCAACACCCCUCCCUACCUUGUAUCCACACCAGCCCCUUCCCCUACAGCGACGGCCAUCAAUCUGCUGAACCUUCUGAAGGUUGCAAACUUGUCCCACAAACUAUAUAACCCCUAUUCCUUAGAGAGCCAGGAUUAUCCACCUUACCAACCUCCAAGUGCCCAGGUAGACCCUGGCAAUGUGAGAGAGCCUUCUCACAUGGUCACUGGUUCAACCCCUGCAUCUAUUGGGGCCUCCUUCGCGACUUCUAUGAAUCCCAGCAACAUUCACCCAGAGAUGCACCCCAGCUCUAUGGGCUUCAUCCCUGGUCAGAGUCAGCCAGCCCCUGAGUUUAAGGGGGCCAUGAACAUCCACAUAAAGCAAGCCAAAGGAUCUACUAUAUGGUCAGGGGAGUCCAUGCCAUCUGACUGCCCUUCCUCAUCCAAGCAUGCUGCAAACAGCCCGGCCCGAUAUACCUGUGAAUCGGCCAUGGACAUCCUCAAGCGCUUCAACCUUCAAGAAGAGGACUUGGAGGCGCUGUGUGCUUACCCAGACGAUCAGCUCUCCACCGCCAACCUACCCUGCCUGCUGCGAGACAUCAGCCAAAAUAAGGCCAACCGGUUAUCUGCUGCUACUUCGUCAAGCAUGGUCCACCAGGCUCAAGGCAGCCAUUGUGUCCCAGAAACAACAUUAGGACCCGGGGCCGAUGUGAAGCGUGCGGUGGGAGCGCCUUCUGCCUUUCAGCAGCCAAUUAAAGUGAUUGAAUACGGACAUACUAGUAAAUAUAACGUAGGUAUCCGGGAAGAAGAGAAAGAUAGAGGACACCACAGCAUUAGUGUCAGGCCCAGAAGCUUAAUUGAAAGUGGCUUAAUGGGAAGUUCAACUAGCCAAAGCCGGGAGACUCUGGAAAAGGACCUAGCGCAGGCCAAACAUGGUUGUUCGUUGGCACAGAGAUCUACCAACUUGUCUCCUUCUGUUUACAGUCCGUUAACAAGCGUGACUUUUUCCCCAGCCGCUACCAACAUUAUACCCAAGAGGGAUUCUAGUGCUGAUCAGGCAGCAUCUGCAGCAAGUCAAAGACCAGCUAAAGGCACCGGACACACUAGUCACAGACCGGCGCUAGGUAGCGGGACUACCAGUCAUAAAGCAACCACGGGACCUACUGGAACUAACCGUCACAAACCAGCUACAGGUCCCGGAACUAACCGUCAUAAACCAACACCAGGUACCGGAACUACCAGUCAGAGCCCAGCUCCAGGCGCUGGAACUACCAGUCCAAGACCAGCUCUAGGUGUGGGAACUACCAUUCUCAGACCAGCUCCAGCCACCGAUCCAGGGCCAGUUCCCAUCCCCAGGUCCAUCCCUACGAACCAGGGGCCCCCUCCAGCAUCUGGUGAAUCCAUCCAGAGACCUCCGCCAGUCAAGCCAGCCGACAGAGUGCCGACGGCGGCCAUGAUCAGCGACUACAUGGGUUUCGAACCUGAUCUUUUCCCCCACACCUGUAGUCUCUGUAACAAACCUUGUGCUGCCAUGAAGGACUGGCUGGACCACAAGAAGCACAAAGUCCACCGGGCCAGCUGCCAACUGCUAAGCAGACAGUAUUCCGAAUGGGAGCCCGAUGCAAUAACAAUCGACUCGGACCCUGAAGAAUCCCAGCAACCCCCCACGACUACCACAGACACCGCUUCCUUCCAGAGUUCCAGGCCCAGUCUUCAGCCGACCAGCCAUGGAGGUCCUGCCCCAACAAACUCUGCACCUCCUUUGACAAGGUCCUCAGUGGACACAAAGAUUUUGGAAACGGGCAAGUCUCGGUCUCCACAGAGGAUGAGAUCAAAGUCAAAGUCUUCAGGAAGGAUAAGAUCAAGGUCAAAGUCUUCAGGAAGGAAAAGAUCAAGGUCAAAGUCUUCAGGAAGGAAAGGAUCAAGGUCAAAGUCUCCCCAGACGAAGAGGUCAAGGUCUCGUCAGACAAAGAGGGCAGGGUCAAAGUCUUCAGGAAGGAGGCGGUCGAGUUCAAGGGAGAGGUCAACGUCCAGCGGGAAAGCUAACUCACCCCGUAGCUCAAGACCUGUCCACAGUAGAAGCCGCUCCCGGUCCUCUUCAAACUCCUCCUCCAGCUCUUCCUCCAGCUCCGACCGUUACCGUGGCAAAAGGCCGUCCUCGCCAGCCAGAAGGUCUAGGCGAAGGUCUGCGUCCCCACGAAGAGGUCGGAGGUCACGUUCCCAUUCACCAUGGAGACGAACCCGCAAGUCCCGCUCUGGGUCUCGAUCCCCUCACCCCUCCUCUCAGCGAAGAAGGUCGCGCAGGCACGAUGGGAGGUCUUCGGGUCGCAGACAAGAGGAGACCAGCGUAGAACAGCUGGCCAAGAAACUACUGGAAUCCUCUGGUGUCCAGAGCUUCACUGGCUCCUCCAGUCUAGAGCUUGUGGUCCAGUCUCUGGCCCCAGUGCUGCUGGCAGAGCUGGCCAAGCUGAAGGCCGCUUCAUCAUCAUCCUCUGAUUCAUCUAAAGAAAAGAAGCCAUCCUCCUCCUCCUCAUCUAGAGAUGAACAGAAGCAGUCAUCCUCCUCAUCUAGAGACGAGAAGAAGCCAUCCUCCUCCUCCUCAUCUAGAGAUGAACAGGAGCCGUCAUCCUCCUCAUCUAGUGACAAGAAGAAGCCAUCCUCCUCCUCCUCAUCUAGAGAUGAACAGAAGCCAUCAUCCUCGUCAUCUAGAGACAAGAAGAAGCCAUUCUCCUCUUCCUCAUAUAGUGAUGAACAAAAGCAGUUGUGCUCUUCAUCUAGAGACGAGAAGAAGCCAUCCUCCUCUUCCUCAUAUAGAGAUGAACAAAAGCAGUCAUCUUCUUUAUCUAGAGACGAGAAGAAGCCACCCUCCUCUUCCUCAUCUAGAGACGAGAAGAAGCAGUCAUCCUCUUCAUCUAGAGACGAGAAGAAGCCAUCCUCCUCUUCCUCAUCUACAGAUGAGAAGUUGUCAACCUCAUCAAGAGACGAGAAGAAGCCAUCUUCCUCAUCUAAAGAUGAGGAGAAGCCACCAUCCUCUUCCUCAUCUAGAGACGAGGAGAAGCCUCCAUCCUCUUCCUCAUCUAGAGACGAGAAUAAGUCAUCAUUCUCUUCCUCAUCUAUUGCUGAACAGAAGCAGUCAGCCUCUUUGACAUCUAGGGACGAGAAGAACCCAUCCUCUUCCUCUAGAGAUGAAGAGAAAGAAUCUUCCUCCUCUAGAGAUGAACAGAAACAGUCUUCUCUGUAUAUAGAUGAACAAAAGCAGUCAUCUUCCUCAUCUCGAGAUGACCACAAACAGGCAUCCUCUUCUUCGACCAAAGGAGGGAAGGAACCACCAUUGUCCUCGUCCUCUUCCUCUGCCUCUACCCAGGCAAUCAAGAAGGUGCUGGUUAAGAAGAGUGCACCAACGAUGUCUUCUAAACCUCAGGGGUCGGGUCUCCUGGGCUUCGUACCGGCCCACCCUCCCCUGCUCCUGUCUGGGCUUCCCUCCACGGUCACCAAGCAGCAGGUGAUCUCCGCUGUGGAGAAGUUGGGAAAAACACGAUUCAUUUAUUUGGAUGAACAUCGGCAAGAGGCUACAGUGUACUUUCUACAAGCGACUGCAGCGAAGGCGUUGCUGCGUUUUACGGAGCUGAAGAUCGGAGGAAAUCCAAUCACUGUGACCCAGAUCCAGAAGUCCGUUUCCCCGAAGCUGAAAGAGAAUCAGACCAGUACCAAGCCAGGAAGCAGGGCACUCCCCGGCGACAAGACGACCACGCCCGGCGACAAGACGACCACGCCCGGCGACAAGACGACCACGCCCGGCGACAAGACGACCACGCCCGGCGACAAGGCGACCACGCCCGGCGACAAGACGACCACGCCUGGCGACAAGACGACCACGCCCGGCGACAAGACGACCACGCCCGGCGACGAGGCGACCACGCCCGGCGACAAGGCGACCACGCCCGGCGACAAGGCGACCACGCCCGGCGACAAGGCGACCACGCCCGGCGAAAAGGCGACCAUGCCCGGCCAAAAGGCGACCACGCCCGGCGACGAGACGACCACGCCCGGCGACGAGACGACCACGCCCGGCGACAAGGCGACCACGCCCGGCGACAAGACGACCACGCCCGGCAACAAGACGACCACGCCCGGCGACAAGACGACCACGCCCGGCGACAAGGCGACCACGCCCGGCCAAAAGGCGACCACGCCCGGCCAAAAGGCGACCACGCCCGGCCAAAAGGCGACCACGCCCGGCGUCAAGACGACCACGUCAGGUAACAAGAAGACCACGCCCGGCGACAAGACGACCACGCCCGGCAACAGGACGACCACGCCCGGCAACAGGACGAUCACGCCCGGUAACCAGACCACGUCUGGUAACAAGAAGACCACGCCCGACGACGUGACCACGCCCGGCGACGAGACGACCACGCCCGGCGACAAGACGACCACGCCCGGCGACAAGACGACCACAUCCGGCGACGAGACGACCACACCCGACAACAUGACGACCACGCCCGACGUCAGGACGACCACGCCCACUAACAAGACGACCACGCCCGGCGACAAGACGACCACGCCCGGCGACAAGACGACCACGCCCAGUAACAAGACGACCACGCCCGGCGACAAGACGACCACGCCCGGCGACAAGACGACCACGCCCGGCGACAAGACGACCACGCCCGGCGACAAGACGACCACGCCUAGUGACACAAACGUGUCCAUUGUAUCCAGGAUACGACCACCUGUUCCUCGGCUACACCCAGAGUGCAGAAUCUCCCCCACUGUCCUCUUCCUCAAAUCCAUAAAAUGUAUCGACGUGCGGAGUUGGUCACUGGCGGAAUUCCAGCCCUUCGCGAGCCGCGGGGCCACCAUGAUUGUGACCGGUCUGCCUGACAGGGCCCGGGGCCCCUACAGGGAGACGGAGAUGAUACGGGUCCUGGAGGGGUUUAGCAGGACCAAACUCGACAAAUACUUCAUCCUUCCUGACAACUGCACGGCAUUUGUAGAGAUGGUGGCCAAUAAGAUGGAGCGGCUGAUGGAUGUGCUGGCCAAUGGAUUGCCCAUGAACGGUGGCUUGCUCCGUUGUCACCUACUGAAGGAGAACGCACUCAGAUCUCCGAUCGCCUUCUAUAAACAGCUGCUGACGUGGAGUGAAAAGCUUUAUGAUGAGACUACAUUGGAGUACAGACUGGUGUACAUCAGCAACAUUCCUGAUGACUACUACUGGAUGAAGGCCUUCCACGAAGGCAUCUCCAAGACCGGAGGAGUCCGGGUCUACCUCCCGCUGAUGGGCAAGAUAUUUGUGGAGUUUGUCACGGGGGAGGAUGCGGACCGAUUCGGCGUCUGGCUGUCCAGCUUUAGUCCGGACCCAAGGGUUGAGAACCCUGUCCGUGUCACGCGUCCCGGCAUGGUCCCAGACAUGGACGCGAUCGGCCCAGUCCGUACCAACAUCAGUCAUAAAGCCGUGGUGAGUGGGUUGCAGCCCCCCUUCUGGCUGGUGGUGCCCACCCGGCCCCACUUGUACCCCACCCUGUCCCCCCAGUUCUACACCCCUGCACACAGGACGGUGAAAGGGCCACGGGAUGUCGAGUGGGCAGAGAUCAGUAUAAUUGGGCAGAGCGUAGUCAUGGUGACAGGGCUGCCGUUGGGCGGUUACAGACAUCUGGACCUCGUGAACGAGGUGGUGCCUUACUUCGUCGAGAUGGACAUCAGCCGUGUGUUCUACUCCGUAGUGAUACUACCUCUGCAGAGAAGGGCCUUCAUCCACUUUGACGACGGUUUGAAGUGUAAGGAGUUUGUCUCCGAUUUCCUCCACAAGCCGUUCACUAUCGGAGGAUCUGACCUCACCCUCCACUUCCUCCUGGACCAUCUUAAGCCCUGCACCUCAGAGCUGAAAUUGUACAAGCGACUGCUUCAAUGGAGCCAUGUGGUGCCUAAGGAGAAAGCGUCAAAGGACCGGCUGUUGAUGACGGAGAUUGAGUACUGCAGCAUGAGAGCGCUGAAGUUUAUAUUUGACAUCAUGGAGACCACCCAGUACCUCAGCUGCCUGGUCCUCUCUAACCGGGUGGUUUUCCAGAUCCCUUGUGAAACUGAUAUGUACAAUUUAAUUGCAAAUCUCAUCGUGGAAACAAACGACAAACUAGUCAAUGAAAGGUCUAUAUAUUUUCCAAAACCAUACCAAUUUCAAACGAGAUUUAAGUUCAUAAGGUCCAAAAUGGUUCCAAGAAGAUUCCAGGGAUUGCGUAAGCUUGCCACAACCACGUCUGGCCAAUCAGCUUUUCCACACCCAUCAGCGCCUGGCCAAUUAGCUGCCCCUCUCCGGACCUACACCCCGCCCCCUGCUGCCCCUGCGGAACUCUGCGCCUUAGCCCACGACCAGGACUGGCCCCCGGGCUCCGGCCCCAAGCCUCCAGCCCUGAGUCAGGAGAUGUACCGCUUCUUUGCUACGGCCAUCCACCAGCAUCGCCAGGCCAGAGUUGGACAGGAAGUGGGCCGAGGUGGACGGGAAGUGGGCCGAGGUGGACGGGAAGUGGGCCGAGGUGGACAGGAAGUAGGUCGAAGUGGACGGGAAGUGGGCCGAGGUGGACGGGAAGUGGGCCGAGGUGGACGGGAAGUGGACCGAGGUGGACAGGAAGUGGGCCGAGGUGGACAGGAAGUGGGCCGAGGUGGACAGGAAGUGAGCCGAGUUGGACGGAAAGCGAGCCAGGAGAAAGUGACCGCCUCGGGGGAGGGGCGUUCUUUGUCCCAGCAUGUUGGGAGGAGGCAGAUCCCUCCUCUGUCCUCCUCCUCCAGCACCUCCUCUCCUCUCUCCCGGAGGAGCAGGGCCGACGGGAGCCCGCCCCCCAAGAGAGAGCGGCGUGGGCAGAAGGAGACCAUGGAGAGUAAAGGUGUCUCUGAGGCCCUGAUAGAGGACCCACCUGGACUACAGGAGGAGGGGUUUAAGCCUGGCAAAUUCAUCGUCAUAGAUGAGGUCGGUGACGAGGCGGAGCCCAUUGUUAUCUCCUCCUACCGCUCUGAGGCCUGUGACUCUCAGACCAGGCCCUCACACAUAACCAAGGAGAAGGAGGUGCCAUCAGACCAGCAGGUCUCGGAGGAGGUCCCUCGCACCUCCUCCUACUCCUCCUCUACCUCCAGAGGAGUCGAGUCCAACACCUCAACGACAGCCCACUCCUCAUCCUUGUCUGGAGCCACAGUGUCCUCCUCAUCUUCUUCCUCUUCUCUCCCUCCUCCGGCCGGAGAAGUCCCUUCCUCUUCUGAACAGAACACACAACAGAAGAAGUGUGAAGAAUCUCCUGCCCAGGUGUCUGAAGAUGAUGAGCCUAACAGCCGGGAAGCGACAAGCAUGACUACCACGACCGAGGUGGAUUCUCUUCCUGCUUGUAAACCAAUCACAAAGGACGGGUCACAGAGGGAAGCAGCUAUGGUAUGUGAAGUUGACAUGACGAGGUUUGGCCAAAUGUUAGCAGCAGAGACCUCUGCAGUGAAAAGUGCAGCAUCACUGACGGGAAAGGAUGCCUUACACACUGAUCGAUGUCUGGAGGAAGAGGGGAAGGCCCAGCAAGAGUUAACCCUCACAGGAAAGGAUGUGGUCGUCUCUCCCAGCGAAGACAUGAAGGAGAACAGAGUAGAGGUGGAUGAAACACAAGAGCAGCUGGGUGAUGAAAAGACAAGCGACCAGAUGCUCCAUUCGAGGCCAGAGUGUGGCGAAGAGACGCCUCACCAAACCCUGGUCCAGCCUGAGACACCAGGCCUCCCCGACCCUGAGAGCCAGACCUCUGAACCCCAAGAGGAGGCAAUGUUGGCCAAAGUCGCUGAUGAAGCUGAGCCAUUCCAGGAGGUCCUCCUGGAAGAGGAGAAGGAGGCAAUUGUAGAGGAACAAACCCCAUCGGUAGUUUCGGAGGCAGCUGAUGCAUUACUCAACGGUGCAUCGACAGAGGAAGGAGACACCCACCAGCUCAUGGACUGUGUUGAGGGAUCUCCUCCCAAAGAGGAGCAGGAGAACAGCAAGGACCCCACAGAGGAGGAGCUGACCAACAAGAGGCCUGCUGUAGAGGAGGGGGCGUCUGAAAUGGGACAGCGACGAUCUAAGAGAGGUAACCCCAGUCACCCCAGUCCAGCGAUCAAGCCGCUGUCCACCAGGCACUCCACACCCCCCAGGAAGAGGGAAAGCCCUGCGGAGGACCCAGUCGUGGACUCUGAAAUGCAGGAGCCACAUGAUGACAAGCAGCCUGCUGCUGGAAAGAGAAGGAGUGGACGAGGGAGGAAAGAGGAGGUGCCGGUGUCUGGGACAUCCAAAAUGGCCGCCAAAGAAGGUCAACAGAGGGUGAAGGACAAUGAGGAGGAGGUGUACCAGGUGAUCGACUCCAUCGAAGAAAAUCACCAAGAGGAGGCCCACGUCAACUCCUUAGGUCCAGCGAGGAGGAGCAGUCUGGCAAAGACCAGAGCCACAAGAACGUGUUCUAAAGCAUCCAAGGGGGAGGAGCCACAGUACCAGGUGGGGAACCCUAAGGGGGAGCAGGAGGAACAGAUACCAGUCGAGGAACAGCUUUCAGAGGAGCCUUUGAGAGGGAAGAGAGGUCGUAAGGUCACAGGCAGCGAUGCCAAGACAGAACAUGAAGCAACAAAGAAGAGAAGAACCACGGAGCCAGCACCCACACCCCUUCCGGAUAACCAAUCAGAGGCUAGGUUGGAUUCUGAGUCUGUUGUGUCUCAGGAGCAGAUGGUCUAUGACGAAGAGAAAGAUUCAUCCUCCAUCAUCGGUGAACGUAAACAAAGCCAGGAGCAUGCAGCGUCCAGCAAAGCGAGGAGGAAGGAACGAGGGGCGGAGCCUAAGACAGUUCGCUCUCUCGCUUCGUCUGUUGCCAACGACUACACCCUGCCCCCCUUCACCCCCUACAACCCCCUGGGGAUGGAGCAUGUGGUUCCUAAGGCUGGGUUCUACUGUAAUCUGUGUUCUGUGUUCUACGAAGACGAGACCAGAGCCAGGACACUCCACUGCAGCAGCUUGGGUCACUACCACAACCUGAAGGUGUUUUACAAGAAACUAAAAGAGGAACAAUCAAGGAGCCAAUCAGGAGACUCCGCUCCUGGCCACUCCCCUGGAUGAUGCUAGCCCCGCCUACCUGCUCACGACAAUCUUUUCAGCUGUUUCAGAGGUCUAUACUUCCCCGGUCGUUAUGAGACUGUGUUUACGUUUAAUUGGAAGAUGGCAUUGGUUUUACUGGUUUUCUAUUCUUUCUUCACGUGUCUGAACUGAUUGGGGCUGCUUUCUUAAAGUGAUGUCCUUACUGUUUCCAGUUAGGACAUCACUUACUGGAAAUGUGAGCUCUCAUCUGGACUUGAUAUUUGGAAUAUAUUUAAUUUAUUACUCAAUGUAUCAUCUGUAUAAUAUGUUUAUAUGUCUUUAUGUAACCAGUUUGAUACUUAACAGUUAAUAAAAAAGUUUUUUUUAUAACAUUUGUUUGAGACACGCGCACGCAGGCAGGCAGACACGUGUAUAUACAAAAAUGGGGUUUGUCUCGUGGCCCUGCGGUCUUCGGUGAGGCUUUCAGUUCGCAAUAAUAUAUACAACUACCUGAUUACGCCAUUCUAAUUCCAUUCAAAAAGCUUUAUGGCACGACUAUUGUGAAAAGUAUUACCAAUGCAUUAUUUAUCUUUAUCUUUUGUAUCUGAUGGAAGUAUGUUUCCUUUCCUUACGAAAAGGAAAAGAAAAAAAUGAUAUACUGGUUUUUUUAUAUACAUUGGUCGUCAAGGUGGGGCCCUAUUGUUGUUAAGGCAGCCACCUUAACCUUACAGUGCUGGGGGAAACACUGACAUCGAAACAGGAAAUGUGGGCUUGGAGCUGAUUGUGUUCAAGUGAACAGUGCCAAGCACAAAAAGAGUGACGAGUAUCAGUUAGAGAAUGACAGUAUUGACUUGCGAUGCAGGGGAUGUAGUGGUAUCCUGCAGGUGAUGUGUUUGCUGUCCUCUAGUGGCGGCACGCAGCAAUUUAUCUGCAGUGUUGAAUGGAAGGUGUUCCAUAAAUGAGGAUGUGUUUUUGCUGUUCUUUGAGUUCCUAUUCUGCAUACAUUUUAGAAAAAGUAUAAUAAACGACAUUCAGCAGCCAAACCAAUCAGAACUCCUUGUACCGUCAGAUAACAUCAGAUCCAAAAUGGAGGACUUGUACGCCAGCGUGCCUUUCUUCUCAUCAAACUGCUCUCAUAUUUCAUGUCAUCUUGGUCAAUGGGAGCAGGAAGGAGGAAGCUCCUUCUGGUCCGUUGCUCCCCCUCACACACCCAUGUGUCACGCUCAGAGCUCAGGCUGCUGUCAAAGGGACAGCCUCCCAGAGACAGCCUCACCAGAGACAGCCUCAUAGAGACAGCCUCCCAGAGACAGCCUCACCAGAGGCAGCCUGACU
Molecule: messenger RNA, 11077 nt
Organism: Gadus chalcogrammus (walleye pollock)
Lineage: Eukaryota; Metazoa; Chordata; Actinopteri; Gadiformes; Gadidae
Exons: 32
Coding region: 326-9787 (3153 amino acids)
Cellular component (GO): nucleus
Molecular function (GO): zinc ion binding; nucleic acid binding
Source: RefSeq, a predicted model, not a curated record